Cheilinus undulatus (humphead wrasse) is the source of this 3408-nucleotide messenger RNA. It is a transcript of the gene znf574, whose product is annotated as zinc finger protein 574. The transcript has 10 exons. Gene Ontology annotation, biological process: regulation of DNA-templated transcription. Bases 83 to 3046 code for a protein of 987 amino acids. The record is from RefSeq and is a predicted model, not a curated record. Gene Ontology annotation, molecular function: RNA polymerase II cis-regulatory region sequence-specific DNA binding; DNA-binding transcription factor activity, RNA polymerase II-specific. NCBI's taxonomy places the organism in Eukaryota, Metazoa, Chordata, Actinopteri, Labriformes, Labridae.
GAAAUGAUCAUUUCAGCCAAUCAGAACGCACCUUCUAACAUGCAGAAAAACUGAAGUUGUUGUCCUAUUUCCUCGACGGAUAAUGUCAGAGGACGCAGCAAUGGAGAGUACCUCAGUGUACAUGUGCUUCCCCUGCUACCAGGAGUUUAACACACUGGAGGAGGUACUUCAGCACCAGCUGACAUGCACUGCUGAGGAUGAACAACAGCCAGACACAUCUGGAGCUACCCCAAUCACUGCUCCAGUGCUACAGACUCGGCAACAGGGGGUGAAUGUAUCAAAGACGGUUGGAGUCCCAGAAAUUCAAGUCCACCAAGCUCACUCCCCUGUGCAGCCUGUAAGGAAUGUACUCAAGCAGGCUGCAGUCAGUGCAAAAGUGGCAUCAGACCAGCCUCGAAUCCUCUACCAGUGUGGGGACUGUGAUGAACUUUUCAAGACCUUAGAACUUUGGCAGCAACACCGCAAGGAAGGGACGUGUCUGCAAUCCGCGAGCAAGUCAAACCCUGAUUCACAACCUGAGCCAGAGCCUGCUGCAUCUCAGAGCACUGAUUCAGCUUUAAGUCCUUCUCUCCCACAAAGUGAAGUGAGUCCAGGUCCUAAGCCAGAACCACAGGAGCAGCCCAUAGAAGAAGAAGGUCAACAAGUUGAAGAAACUGCUCCUCCCCCAGCUCAGAGUGCUGAUCCGCCUGUUUCUGAGACUGCCCCAUCAACCUCUAAUCCAGAAGAGUCGUCUCCUAAGAGGAGGGGUGCUAACAAAAAGCCAAAGCCUGAACCUGUGCUCCUCUGUGUGGACUGUGGCUCGUGCUUUGGCCUGGUGUCUGAACUAGUGGCCCACCGUAAGACCCAGCAUGGCUUUGAGGAGGCUCUGCACCGCUGCUCUGUGUGUGGAGAAAGCUUCCUAAACACCACCCUUUUUCUCUAUCACCGCAAGCAGCACAGGCAGAAAGGCGAGGAGAAAGUGGUGGUGGUUCCUGAAGGGGCAGCAGAGGAAGUUAGUACCCAGACCAAUGGGGCUGAUGAGCAGGAACAGGCAGCCACUCCCUGCAUCGGUGUCACCUCCAGUUUCUCAAAGCCCGAGUUGUUCAUGUGCACCCAGUGUGGGGAGAGCUUUAGCGACGAUGGUGGGUUGGCCAACCAUCGAAAGCAGAUGCAUGACCUGACAGAGCCGCUACACAACUGCUCCCAGUGUGGUGAGAGCUUCAUGAACACCACUCAGUAUCUGUACCAUCGUCAGCUACAUCGCCUCACACUGGGGGCAGAGGUGGGCGAUGCUGAAACCUGUGAUGAAACAGCCACCGCUAAACUGCAGGAUGCCCCAAAGCGGCUGCUCUCUCCCUCUGCUAGUGACUCAGGUUCACCCCUCCCAAAGAGAAGUAGGCCGACUUUCAGGAUAGUGAGCGGUGCUAAUGCAUCCAAAGGAAACAAAGGUUCAGGAACCAAAGAGAGUGAUGUAGAGGGCAGCUCUGCAGCAGACUCUGACAACACCAACCACCCCCCACCUGCCAAGCUGCUGCAGGACUGGUCCCGCACACCACUGCCCCACGUUUGCCCCUACUGUGGCAAAACCUUCACCAGACGUGUCUUUCUCCGCACUCAUGUCUUCAGCCACACGGGAGAGAAGCUCUUUACAUGCAAGGUGUGCACAAAGUCCUUCUCCAACUCCCAGAGUCUGCUGCGCCACAGCAUGAGCCACACUGGCAACAAGCCCUACAGCUGUGAUGUUUGUUGCAAAAACUUCUCCCAGGCAGCCACCCUGAAGAGACACCAACGCAUUCACACGUCAACACUGCCUCGGCGCAAGCGUGGACGCAAACCGCAGGUGUGUACUUUGGACAAUGAGGGAGCAGCUCAUCUCUUUGCUUGUCCUAACUGCCCAUCAAGAUUCAACACAGAGGAUCAGCUCAACCAUCACAAACUGCUGCACACCAGCCAUCCAUUCCCUUGCCCUGAUUGUGGAGAGGCCUUCAAACGCAGGAAAGACCUGGACCUGCACUCACUAACCCAUCAAGACAAGCAGCCGGCGACAUGUCCUCACUGUUCAUCCCAGUUUGUGAACCAAUCUGUGCUGGAGAUCCACAUGCUGCGCUGCCCCACCACAGAGGAGGAGAAGAAUGCUGGUCGUGGACGGGGUCAGGGCCGGGGAAGAUGCACUGGACAGAUUGAGUGUGACCUGUGUGGCCACCGCUGCAUGACCCAGGAGGGCCUCGACCUCCAUCGUUUAUCCCACACGGGUCAGACCCCUCUCAAAUGCCCUGUGAGUCCUUGCCGCCGUCGAUUUACCUCCAACAACGCCCUGGAGGAGCAUGUGCUGGCCCACUUCCAGGGAAAAUACGGCAAGUCCAAAAACAGGCCUCGCUUUCGCUGUCAGAUUUGCCACAAGGAUUUUGCCUACAAUUCCACCUUCAAUGUUCACAUGAGGACACAUACUGAUGAGAGGCCCUUUGAGUGCACCACCUGUGGAAAGCGCUUCCGCCAGCUGCCCCACCUGCAGGACCAUGAGCGCAUCCACAGUGGCCUGCGUCCUUUCUGCUGCUGGAUUUGCGGCAAGAGUUUCAGCGUGGCAGCCCGCCUCACAGAGCACGCCCGCACCCACAGCGGGGAGAAGCCUUAUCCCUGUUCCCACUGCCCUUCUGCUUUCCGCUCCCGCUCCAAUCUGGACAAACACAUCCGGCUACAUGGAGAUCUGCCUCUGGAGGCGGCUACACAGGCUGCUCAAGCAGCAGAGGCUGCUCAGGUCCAGAAGGUACUGGAGGGGGCUAAGGUGCUAUCUUCUUUAGCCACCACAGGAGAAGUGGAUGCCGGUGCAGUGCAGACCAUCUACGUUCUGCAGGGGGGCGAAGGAGGCACUGAGACUGUCAUGAUCCCCUCAGAUCAGCUCACUGGCAUGGAGGGAGCCUCGCAGGUUGUCAUCCUGCCUUCUUCUGUCCUGGGAGCUCAGGGAAUCACAGUUCCCACCAUCACUAUGGAUGGAAAUGAAAUCACCAUGGUGGAGACGGGCCAGUCACCGCAGCAUGCUAUUGAGUUCAUAGUGGAGGAGACUGUUUGAAAUCAGAUUUAAAGCUGUCAAGGAAAGAAUAUUACAGUAGAGUAUGAAUGGAAGAUUAGACAAGAACACAUAGACUGUUGUUUGUGUGAAAAGUUUGAUUUUUGAAGGAUAUUCAUUAUUAAUUACCAUUAUAUGUAAAUAGUUUGACUGGUAGGUCCUAGCCCGUGUAGAAAUGCACUGUACCUGAGCUGGAAACAAAUCAGAGAAUAUUGUAAAAUUGUGGAAAAAAUUGAAUUAAAGGUUGAAACCCAGAUAAAACAUUCAAGAGAGCAGAAUGUUCCUUAAAUUGAUUGUUCAAACUGAUUGAAAAACAGGCAGUAAAAUCGGUCCACAGUUGUAUACUGACCAGCAUUUACAGCCUC